AUGCUCGAGGUGGGGGAAGGCACGGCGAAGGCGAGCCCCGCGGACGCGGAGGAGCAAAGCGGCGAGGACCACCGCCUGCUGUGUGCGCUGCGGCAGCUGCAUGCCAGGCUGGCGGCUGCCCAGCCGGCGUUCACCGAGGAGGACAUUAUCCUCAUGGCGUAUCCUUCACCAGGCGGAUCGCCGACGCACUCGCCGCGCGAGCGGGAUGCCGAGGGCGAACAGGACGACGCCCCGUGGAGUCUGGGGGCGGAGGCGCCCGGUGGACGGCGCACUGCGAAAACGAGCGCAGGCAUCGGGGGCGCUGCGUCCUCCUCCCCUCUUGACGGCGCCGCGCCCUCGAGGAGUAUGGCCGUGGACAGGGAGACGCAGCUAACCUCCCGCGAGUUUCUCGCGGCGGUGCGGAACUUGGAUGCGAAGGCCAUUCCGCGGAACAAGAAGGCGGCAUUGGAUGCCUUGAGGCUUCUCUGCGACGGAUACGCCCUGACUUGGCGGGACACGCGUCACCUCCCGAGCACAACACUUACGGACCCUGUUGGCUCCUCCCGCUCAAUGGCAACCUCCACGCGUGACUUGGGCACCCGCGGCAACAACGCCUCCUUCUUGCCGACGGAGCGACGUCCUAGCUUUGCUUCUUCAUCGUCGUUUCGUGUUCCAGCGUACAGCCCGCCCAAGAGCCUGGUCCAGCUUAUGGGCAGGUGCAUGGAGUCACUGUUGGUGUAUGUCAACGAGUCACCCUCGCUGCGCACGAUGGUGACGUCAAAUGUGACACUCCUGCGGUUACUCUGCUUUGUGGGUGCGGAGAGCCGAAAAUUAGAGUCCUCGUGCUCUGAUAAGGGCUGGCGCGACGUUGAUGCGGAGCUGAGUGGACUCAUGUCACACUGGCAAUCCUUCUCAGUGACGCUGCCGCUUUUGCUUGCCCUGCGGGAGUGUUAUCUUCUGGAGUUUUUGUUGGAUGCGGCGUUGCCGCCCACCGUAUGCUCAGCAAAGUACGAUGGUAUCGCCGAGGUGCUGCACGAGAAAAAGCGUAGGCUGAUGACGGAGAUGAUGUCUAGUCGAAACGGGUUUGGCGCCAUGACGAAGGGGCUGCCGCUGCGCAGUUUGGCGGCCUUUGUGAGCAUGUCGGUGUUUGCGGAGCCGAAGCUGCGGGCUCGCGUGCUUGACCGGAUGACCGGCGAGGGACUGCUGCGGACGCUUCGCAGCGAGCUGACGGGGGCGCUGGCGGACUCCGUGAGUCUCAUGAAGACUGGGGACGGGACUCCCUCCUCGCCCACGACGUCGCGCUCGCCUUCGCGAAAGACAGGCGAAGCCGCCUCUUUCUCGCAACCGGAACUCAAGCGAGCCCACCUGGAUAAGAAGCCGCUGACGGGCGCGCAGGACUCACCGCUGCGUCGCCUGAGUUAUUGCAUGGACAUCCUCGAGUGUCUGACGGCGCCCAAUUUGGCCCGGGACUCGACUUGCGCGACGCCCGUGAGGGGGGUUGUGCGUGCCACGGCGUGGGCCUCUCAACUCGAAGAUGUUCGGGCCAUCUGCGCCUGCUUGCUGCGCCUCUCCGCCCUGCUUGAGGGCGGUACGCAGUUUUCUAGUCUGCGUCCGCUGCAGGACCAGUUGAUGGAGUGCGUUUGCCAAAUUGCCAGUUACAGUGCCGUCCUCUACGGGGUGGUGGUGGAGGCCCUCGACGACACCCUCGGCGAGCGCGGUCGGGGGCGUGCGACGGGGCAGCGGGACGGCGCGGCCCCUCUGCUGCCUCUUCUUGUGGAGCUCCUGCGCCUCAAGCAACACGCGGAGGCGAAUGGCCGGUGCGUGGGGCGGUGGUUCACGUGGCUGACGGAGUGCCUGGUGCCGCAGGCGUUCGACGUGCCGGUGCUCACGUGCAGCAGAGCCCGCAACGGGCGGUCGUGGCCGAACGGGGCAAGGCGAAAAUCGUCCACCGCACGCCGUGAUGCACCCAUCCUGGCACGAAAUCUGCGUCGUGACGAAAUACAGUCGUUGUCCCCCUACUUCCGCUUUGCCACGCGGCUUGUGUUGGAGACGACGUGGCGCUACGGCGCGGAGCCGUUUCUUGCACGCAUCGCGCUGCUUGCUUACAACGUUCUUCUGACGCAGGCACGGAGGCCGAACCUUGUCUUUGGUCAGGCCUCUGCCUGCUACGACGCGGUGGCCCCACUGCUGGAGACUUCACAGGGCGUACUUCCCGGCGUGCCUCCUGGCGAGUCGGCGUCCGUCCCUCGCGAUUCGUUUGCCACGCCCACGCGGCCUGGCUGCGGGACACCGGGUAGCCCGUCGUUGCUGCGAGGGAAACGAGGCCGGUCCGUGUCUGGGGGUGCGACGGAGGCCGAAGACGAGGUGUUUGUCGCAAGCCCCAGUCAGUCCCCGCUGUUUCUAGAGUCCUACUCCCCUUCUGCGCUUGAGGCAGAGAAGGGCAGAGAUUCGGACGGAGGUUCUCGGGGCGACGGCUCGCCUGCCUGUAGUCUGACGGCACCGUCGUGGCGGCAACGACUUUCACUCUCCGUCUUCCUUGCCGUGUUCGGGGCGUGCCUAUCCAAGUGA
Messenger RNA from Trypanosoma conorhini, 2547 nucleotides. RefSeq lists its product as uncharacterized. The record is from RefSeq and is a predicted model, not a curated record. Bases 1 to 2547 code for a protein of 848 amino acids. The transcript has a single exon. Lineage: Eukaryota; Euglenozoa; Kinetoplastea; Trypanosomatida; Trypanosomatidae.